AUUUUUCGGUGGCAAUAAAUGGGAGACCAAAAUACCUUGAUAGACCUUGAUAAAACAAAGAAAAAAAGUCCAUCGGACGUGCGACAGUGUGUAACUCGUGACCAAUCUAUUCGAGGAGGAAUACGAUGAACCGGGCCAUUUGGACCAGAGCUUAAAACAAGUUGAUGUGUGCAUGAAAUGAAAUAAAUUCUCGUUAUAUCAAGUGCGGAAUAUUUUGCUCAAAGCCCAACUCCUCAGUCGGAGAAAACUUCGUGAACAAAAUCUUCCAAAUAAUAAUCAUUAGCUCUGUUCUCAAUAAUUUGCUGAAAGGAUAGAGAAACGAAGAAAAAGAGUGGACAACAGUCGUUCCGUGAAGUGAGUUGAGGAGAUUCUACUCACAGUGUACUUUUUUCUGUCCCAUGUUCACGGGCAUUAGGUCAAGAGUGCGUAUAACUAAAGUCAAGGGGGCACAGCGUGGCGAAUUCGCUUCGUUAGAACGAUCGCAUAAAAACUGGAAGUGCAUUAAAUUAUAAAAUUGGAUAAUCGAAAAUUCGAGGGGUUCUUCAAACCUGAAAAUCGAAGAUUCGCAAAUCAUAACUGCGUGAGAAGGGCCAUGAUUUUUAGCAAUAAUGUCGAGCUACCAUUAAGAGCCCGCAGAGCCCAAACUGUACGCUGCCGUUGUAGAAUGUUCGACAAUAAAAUCCAUGACGUUUAAUCGCGAAGCUGGCAAAUCGUUAGAGUUUCAUUACUAAAUUAGGACUCAAAGGAGCUCUCGAAAAUCUUUCAUUUCCGGCAAAUCUGGCGAUCUUUGCAAUUUGACCAUCGAUUGAUCUUCCUCCCCUGAUGACGAUCGAUUAUCACAGCAGACGAGGCUGACACCAAAGUUUGUCGCCCGUCGCGGUGGGAUAUCAAACGAAAUUGGAGGACACGAAGAAACAAGGUGGAGGGACGAGAAGUAACGAUAUUCGCGAAACGCGUAAAAGAGAAUCGCCCGACGAUAAGAAAAAUAAGAAGAUGAGGACGAAGAAAUAAGAGACACGAGUCGAAAAAUUAAGCGUUACGAGAGCAGGAGGAGAGGAGAGGGUGAAAAACGAGGAGAAGCGAACAAGAGAAAGAGACAUGAAAAGAAGAAACGAGAGCCAGCAAGGAGUAGAAGGAAGAAGUCCAGGAGGAGAAGCAGCGAGAAGCCCACUGAACACAAUAUUUCGCAGUAAUUUCGUGUCAGCAGAAGCAACGAGCCUUCUACCAACCUUUAUAACCGAAACCGAGCUCUCUAUCGUCUCCUCUCUGUGUCAGAUAUACUUAAUCAACGCUGUGCCCACUAGAUCGUGGAAGCGAGGAAACGUCGUAAACUCAACGCAGGUGAAUUGGGAGACGGAAGGAAAGAAGAAAAUGCAGGGUAGAAUGAUCGAUUGGUGGACUGCAGGAACGGUCACCUUGCUGACCUUACUCAUUUACGCAGCCUUCUUCUGGAAGAUUAACUGGGUCAGGAAUACCAAAGAAAACGUAAAUUCUCGUCGUACCCGUUAUGCGGGGGCGGGCAACCGCAAGGUUGGAAAAUUGCCACCCGUUUAUCCGAACGGUUGGUUCGGACUACUGGAAAGCAGGCAGCUCAAGCGGGGUGAGGUCAAACACGUAGCGGCUCUGGGAGAAAAUUUUGCAGUUUUUAGGACAGAAAAGGGCGACGUGAAAAUUUUACACGCUUACUGUCCUCAUCUCGGUGCCAAUAUCGGCGAAGGUGGUAAAGUCAAGGGCGAUUGUCUCGAGUGUCCUUUCCACAGCUGGCUCUUUCGGGGUGAUGAUGGUCAGUGUCAAAACAUUCCAUACACGAAGAAAGUUCCAGAAUCGGCGAAUACGAAGGCGUGGAAGUGCUGCGAAGUCAACCGAAUCAUCUUCGUAUGGUAUCACGCAGAAUCGGCUGAUCCUUACUGGCAAAUAGAACCAAUUGAAAAAAUAGCCAAUGGAGCUUGGUGGGACCAUGGCCGAAACGAGUAUUUUAUCAACUGUCAUAUACAAGAAAUACCGGAAAACGGGGCGGACAUGGCUCAUUUCAGUGCAGUCCACGGACCAGGAAUAUUUUUCAACAACUCCUUGUGGGGUUUUCUCAGGCAUUCUUGGACCGAUGCUACCUGGUCGACAAAAAUGUCACGAACGCUGGCGAGCGACGAACCGAUCGAAAAACUCGAAACGACCAUUUGCAACGGCGAUCAUUCGUCGGAAAAUCAUCGAGCUACAGGAACCCUGAAACACAGUACGAUCUUCUUCGGUCGUUAUUCCAUGCUCGAGCUCAAAGUAACAGCCAAACAGAUUGGGCCUGGCUACGUCGAGAUGUGGAUCGACACGAGAUUUGGACAAAUGUGCAUACUCCAGACCGUAACUCCGUUUGGACCUCUUUCGCAGCGCGUUACACACACCAUUUUCGCAUCGCCCUUUCUCGGACCAUACGCCAAAAUCGUUUUGCUCGGCGAGUGCAUCAUGUUCGAACGCGACAUGGCAGUGUGGAACCACAAAAAGUUUUUAAAACGACCCGUUCUCGUGCGCGAAGAUCGAGCGAUAAGCGCCUUUCGACGCUGGUUUGAACAAUUUUACACGGCAAAUAGUCCCACUUACGAAUCGACGAUGGCCCUCGAUUGGUGAAAAAUCCUAAUCGCGAAACAAUCUUCAUUUUUGUUUUAUGAAACACUUCGUUUUAUUACCACGAUUUUCGUACGAAUUUAUACACACACAUUCGAGAAGAAAGAAGUUUUGAAACGUUGUGGAAAAGGCCUUUCAAAAUUCGCUUGCCCGAAGAAUUCUUCAAUGAAGAAUUCUCGUUCGCUUCAAUAUGUUUGAAUUUUUAUUCCAAAUUUUCUGUUCCCUGCGAAAGUAUAAAAACUAUGUAAAUAAAUAAGAGUAAAGAGAGUGAAAAGAUUCUCAAGUUUUCAGCAAACUUCAGUGGAACGAUUAACUUUAUUUUAUUCACGCGAACAAUUCUCAUGAACUCGUGUUGAGAGAAAUUUUUAUUUAAACAGAUUGGCAACGCUUUUCGUUUAUUGUUGCAAAUCAACGAUCGCGGAAGUUGAAAAUCCUUGCUAAGCUUCUGGUAAAAUAAAAUGUUCGGUUGAUGUUAACGAUUCGGGACAAAAGACGAAAAAAAUCAUUUGCACUUGCGAGUAUUCGUGGGGGGUAUUUGAGGAUUUUUUUCUAGCGACUCCAAAAAUGUGAACGUACUUUUGGAAAAACUUUAAUGAAAGUGACAAGAGAACGAAAACGACGAAAAGUAUAAAAGUAAGAAAAAUUACGAAAAUCAUCGUUCCCAUGAAUUGUAAGUCUUUCUAACCUGAGUGAUUGAGAAAAUUGUAAAAUAUCCGAGUCUAACUAGUUUUACGAAUUUGUUUGUUUGUUCAAAUGUCUGGCAGGGAGAUUCGAGGGCUGCUGAAUUCGCCAAGCGUGCUCAGCAUUAACCAAAUAAAAACUGAGCUCUUGAAACAUCUACAAA
This is a messenger RNA of Venturia canescens, 3457 nucleotides long. RefSeq names its product neverland (gene nvd). The coding region runs from base 1099 to 2616 and encodes 505 amino acids. The record is from RefSeq and is a predicted model, not a curated record. The transcript has 7 exons. Gene Ontology annotation, molecular function: 2 iron, 2 sulfur cluster binding; oxidoreductase activity. NCBI's taxonomy places the organism in Eukaryota, Metazoa, Arthropoda, Insecta, Hymenoptera, Ichneumonidae. Gene Ontology annotation, biological process: cholesterol metabolic process.